Symbiodinium natans is the source of this 438-nucleotide messenger RNA. The record is from the annotation of a GenBank genome assembly. NCBI's taxonomy places the organism in Eukaryota, Dinophyceae, Suessiales, Symbiodiniaceae.
AUGUCGAGUGGGGUGCCAUACAUCGGGAGCAAGAUCAGCUUGAUCACCACCUCGGACAUGCGAUACGAAGGGUUUCUUCGGACGCUGAACCGGGAGGAAUCAACCAUCGCCGUAGAAAGCGUCAGAUCCUUCGGCACAGAAGGGAGAGCUGACCAGACCAGAGGGCAAGCAGAGAUCCCGGUGUCUAACGAGAUCUACGACUUCAUCGUCUUCCGAGGGAAGGACCUGAAGGACCUGACGGUGCUGCAGGGCAUUCCGGAGAAUGCGCCGCAGCCGCAGCCGCAGCAGACACCGGCGACCAGGCCCCCUGUGCAAAGUCCUCACAUGCAGGGCAGCUAUGGUACUGCCGGCUGGUUUCAUCUGGCCAUCCCCUUGUGGGGCAAGCAGGCUCCAGAUAGUGCGACGAGAAACUCACGGGAGUGCCAGGCCAGCACCUGA